AUGUCUCAGUGUUCUGGAAACCACUUUACAAAUGGGGAUGGUGAGGAUACCAACGGCAGCAGCCUGACAGAUUUCAUCCUGUUGGGGUUUUCUGAUCAUCCUCAGUUACAGGAGGCUCUGUUUGUAGUCAUCUUGAUCUUCUAUUUACUAACCAUUUUGGGUAACACCACGAUCAUACUGGUAUCUCAUUUGGAACCCAAACUUCACAUGCCAAUGUAUUUCUUCCUUUCUCAUCUCUCCUUCCUUGACCUAUGCUUCACCAGCAGUGUUAUUCCCCAACUCCUGGUAAACUUGCAGGAUCCCAUGAAAGCCAUUACAUAUGGGGGCUGCAUUGUUCAACUCUAUGUCUCACUUGCCCUGGGUUCCACAGAGUGUGUUUUGCUCGCAGUGAUGUCCUAUGAUCGCUAUAUUGCUGUCUGCCGUCCUCUACGUUACACAGUCUUUAUGCAUCCACGUCUUUGCAUGAUCCUGGCAUCUAUGGCAUGGCUCAGUGGGGUGGCCACCACCCUGGUACAGUCCACUCUCACCCUUCAGCUGCCCUUCUGUGGUCAUCACCAAGUGGAUCAUUUCAUCUGUGAGGUCCCUGUACUCAUCAAGUUGUCUUGCAUAGACACCACUUUCAAUGAGGCUGAGCUUUUUGUGGCUAGUAUCCUCUUCCUCAUAGUGCCUGUCUCAUUCAUCCCGGUCUCCUAUGGCUACAUUACCUGGGCUGUUUUGCAAAUCAAGUUGACUACUGGGAGACAGAAAGCGUUUGGGACCUGCUCUUCCCACCUGAUGGUGGUCAUCAUCUUCUAUGGAACCAUCAUCUUCGUGUAUCUGCAGCCGGCCAAGAGUAAAUACAAGGACCAGGGAAAAUUUGUUUCCCUCUUCUACACUGUGGUGACUCCUAUGCUAAACCCUCUUAUUUACACUCUGAGGAACAAAGAGUUUAAAGGGGCUCUUAAGAAAGUUCUAGGGAAUAUUCUGGCUGUAAAUUUUGCAUGA
Messenger RNA from Choloepus didactylus (southern two-toed sloth), 984 nucleotides. Its product is annotated as olfactory receptor 2G2-like. The record is from RefSeq and is a predicted model, not a curated record. Gene Ontology annotation, molecular function: G protein-coupled receptor activity; olfactory receptor activity. Lineage: Eukaryota; Metazoa; Chordata; Mammalia; Pilosa; Megalonychidae. Bases 1 to 984 code for a protein of 327 amino acids. The transcript has a single exon. Gene Ontology annotation, biological process: G protein-coupled receptor signaling pathway. Gene Ontology annotation, cellular component: membrane.